UUUUGAGUUGCUGUGAGGCACCUAUCUUCCUCAUGGUGAAGCAGGCCUCACAGCAGUAGCUGCAAUAAGCUGCUCGUCUCUAUGGCAACGUUAACAAACUUGCCGCCGCUGUUAGCCAGUGAGCUAACGUAGGGGGACAGCUCUGAAAUGGACCCUUUACCAGCUUCGUAUUAUGGAAAAUUAGACAAAUCCAACCCAGUCAUAUCCUCUUUUGAGAAGGAUUUAAAAGAGUUCAAAUUACACAUGAAGAGAGUUCGUGACUCACCAAGCUUCGACCACUCGUCUUUUUCUAGAGGGUCCAUGAAACUUUUUGAUAUAUGGAAAAAAUACGAACCUCGUCUUCCCACUCCUUAUUUUCAUGAACGCUUGCUGCAAAUCGCAGAUUUCCUUUUUGCGAGUAAAUUUUUCAGGCUGGCGCAGUGGCAGGGCUACAGGCGCUAUCUGCACCACUUCUGCACUUCUGGCUUGGAGAGCAUCAAAGAUGUGGAACAGUUCAAGCAGUCAUUCUUUCCAGAGGGCUUUGUUACUGAAGGAGCAAAGCUUAUGUUCCAUGCUCUGCAGGGAGAGUGUCUGUGCACCUUCCACCUGGAGCGGGAGAGAUCCAAGCGGCCAGAUCCGAGUGGGCUACAGAAGCUGCUGGAGAUUUUGACGUUUUUGCGCAUCAUGAUGCAAGCCAUUUUGCCUCAUGAGAGCUUGUGCUGGUUACUAUAUAAUGGUUCUUUGCACAUAUACAACAUAUGUAGGUUCCUGAUGUCCGUGAGCCAUGCUGCGCAGGCUUUAGAGUACCUGCUGUGGGCUUGUGUGUGUCUGGAGACAUCUGUUCCACUGUUGAUGCCCAGGUUUUUGCCCUGGAGGGCCACACUCUACUGUGCUGUGUGUGAAUGUUAUUAUGAUGGCCAGGCUGCGGUUCAGGCAGAGGUUUUUGCUAGAAGAGCUCUUGGUAAAGUAAGUGAACUGGGAAAGCUUGAGGAGCUGAGUGGCUCACCUUCAUCAGCUGAGACACAGCGAGCCUUCAAAGAAGCCACCAUCAAACUUGCAGUGAUGGUAUUUAAACGCUCAGUGUAUGAACCGAGGAAGAAACCCAAAGGACUUUUCAGACCUAAACAGAAGAGCAGUCUCAAGGAAGGUCACAAUAUUCCAUGGCCUCGGACGCUGACUGAGCAGAUCUUAAUGGAGCUGUUUGAGGGGAAUGCUGCUCAGUUCCUGGCAGUGCUGGAGGGGCUGUGGGACAGUUCCUGCAGACCUCUGCACACAGGCAUGUCUGACGAACCUGAGAUCCAGGAGGUGGCACUGGAACUCAUAUCUGCCGGCAUCAGCAUACUGUCCGGAAACGGAGGCUCCUCAUAUCGAAUUUACAAUGAGAGCCUGCCUCCCUCUUUAAAUGCCAUCACAUCUACUUUCACACUCAUGGAAAUGGCAACAGCUGGGAAGAAUCAGAUCCCUGUGGAAUCUGCUGUGAAGUUUGUGAAGCUGCUGUUCAGAUAUGAACAGUGGGACGCGUUUCGCAGCCUUACAGACAACCUUAUGGCAGUAUUGUCUAACCUGGAGGGCCAUUUCUUCCGGAAAGCUGAGUUGGAGCUCACUCUGCUGGAAGCCUUAGAGCACCUUUUAUUGACUCAUAAAGUCCGAUUGGGUAACAAGGAUCCUGUCAUGACUGAGGCUUUAAAUGAUAAAGACAAGAGUGUGGGUCAGGUAACCAUGACAGAUGAGCUCCUGAAUCUGGUCCUGACUCUACAUGCAUGUGUCUGUGAAUCAGCCCAGGACAUACAGGUGGAUGGGGACAUGGUCCUGGAUAUUGUGCUGUUCCUCUGGGCUAAAUGUAAGGUUGUGUUUCAGAGAGCUCAAGCAAGACACUAUGACCAAGUACAUUACCUGGGAAAGACAGAGAACCAAGACAAGUGGGUACAGACUCUGUUCCUACUGUGUGAGGUGGCUCAAGUCUGCCAACUUGCAGAAAUGGACCCAGUGAUGGUGGCUGAGAUGACUCUUAGGCUGGCCAUGGUACUGGAGAGCAGUGCAGACUCUCCUCCACAGUCUGGUAUAAAAACAGCCUCAACUGAAUACAGCAGUCUGCAGUCCACCCCUGUGGAGAAACAAAUAACAUUCAUGAGGUCCCAGGAAGAGGUGCUGAAGAUGGCGUGUGGUGUUUUGGAGAGAGGCCUGGAGUGUCUGUCAAGAGGCAGGGCUGCAUCUCUCCCCUGUAAUGCCUCAGCCAUUUCUGACACUGUGUUCUUGCAGAAAUGUGGUGACGCUCCUCAGAGUGGACAGCCAGAGAGCACCAGCAUUUCAUCAGUCAGUGCUCUCUCCAUGGACCUACAUGUUGAACUGCUGGCUUUCCAUCACAGAGUGUUUCUUAAACUUCUAGAUACCUUCCCAGAUGAUGAGAAUGUUGAGGGAAUAAAGAAGUCAGUGGUGCAGCCCUCUGAAGCACAUUCAAAGAGAUCCAAAACAGAGAGUGUGCUGCUGGAGAAGAUCAAAAAGAACAAAGUCUCCAAAGCUCUUUUCCUGAUACAGAAGGCAUUACUUUCCUACAGGAAGGACCCCACUAGCAGAAGUACCAAAAAGCUACUUGAAGAGGCUGUCGUGUUAAUGGAGAAAGCUAAAACUGAAGAGAAGAGAAUAGCUGGUGCUUCUUCUCCUGCAGAGGUGGUAUCAGGAAGAGAAGAUGGCAGUCCUCCUCCUCCACCUCCUGUCCUGCUCUCUUGUACUGACUGGUCUAUGACCUUCACCCCAGCAGUGUAUACUCUAGAGGAGAAGGUUUGCUGGUACCGUAUUUAUGGUAGAGAAGUGGAGGGUCGUAAUUAUAAAGUGCGGAUUGGAGACGGCCACCUUCCUGGCACAGGCGAUACAGUUCCUUCUAGAGGUCAACCUCUGUUCCAUAUAAGUGGGCUGGAGACCAAUCAGAAGUACAUAUUUGCUGUUGCUGCCUACGAUGCUAAAGGUAACCUAGUUGGCAACACCAUUGGAGAAACCACCAGACCUCUCCUAGCAUCUCUGCCUUUGCCACUGUUGUCAACCUGGGCCCACCUGGCUCAAGUGGCGUACCGAACAGGUCAACAUACGCUAGCUAAGAAAGCCUGCAGUGUGAUUUGGAGUCACUUUAUGCUUCCCUCAGCCUCUCAGGAACCUAUUGAUGACAAAGAACCUGAAGGGCUUGCUCAGACAAGGCUGCACCCCGAGGUCCUGAAGCUGUCCUCUCCUCUUAUGCAGCAGUUUUUUCUCUCUUCCAUAUUCAUUCAGACAGACAUCCACAUCCAGGAGAGGGCACUAUAUUGUGACACCCUCUGGGAUGAAAGCAUCUUGAUCUGGGGACAGGAAGCCAGACUUGCAGAAUGUGAGAGGAUGCUGGUGGCCAUAGAUUUGGCUCUACAUCUCAAUGAUGGCAGUGCCGCUCUGCAGGCAAUAGUGAGCUGCUAUGGCCUCCUGGCACCUCUUGUCUACUAUCAGAUCCCAUCAGAUCCUGUGAUUCAGGUGUUGUUAAAAUGUCUUAUGGUGCUGCAGGAAAUCCCAGCAGUACUUAAGCAGAAACGGCCAGCUGCUACUACUGAAUCACUGCACCAUAUGGUGGCCUGCAUCACAUACUAUGUAGCUAAGGGCUUGCGAGCCUUCAAGGAGUAUGGUAUGGCAUCAUCAGUGAUUGAACAGGGCAAGAAACUCCUACAGGAAAUCUUUGAGAACCCUCAUCAGCCCCCUAGCAGGCCUGCACAAGUCGAGCACGAAGGAGGGGAGAAACUCCAGAAGAAGGCAGUGCUUGUUCGUGAGGAGGAGCUUUGUGAGCAGCUGAAGUCGUUGGAGAAUAGUGCCUUGAAGCACAAGAAUGCAGAAGUAUUUGGGAACUGUGAUGUCAUAACCUGGAACAGAGAAGGUUCUCCUGAUCCCGAUCUUACUGGUUAUGAAGACCCUGUGGUGCUUCAUAUGGUUAUUUGUUGCAGCCCUCUCAGAAAUGCCUUCAAAGAAGUGAUGAAGUUUAAGCACAAGUCUUGCUUCAUUGAGUUUGCUGUGUUCCUGCUGCAAAGGGCCUUGCAGGAGGAUCAGCUGGAGCUGCUGCCACAGUGGGGACAGGAAAUCUUCAGCUGGAUAAGCAGACGAGAUGAAGGUUUGAUAGUCCUGAAGAAGCCUCAAGAAAAAAUGAGGAAAGAUCUGAAGAAAUUCACAUCAUCUGUCAUAGAAUACAGCAAUAAAAAACAGAAGGCCAGCAGUUUUCAAAGUGAUAAACAAAAGAAAGUCUUGAAAAAGUUGUCUGGACCAGGAACCCACACCUCUGAGAACAUGUGGCGUGGCAGAGAUGGAAAGGCAUUGGAGACCCUCCUGAAGCUGCUGACUCCACUGGUCCGGCGGCACCAGCGGCGGAGGAGGCUGAGAAAGGUGUGCUCAGAUGAGUGGCCAUGGCGCUGCCACAUCAACCUGACCCUGGCCCAAGCCUACAUGGGUCUGCUGAAGAAGAGCCGGGAGCCCCAAGCUGGAGCUCUCCAACGCUGUUACAGCAAAAUGUCUCCUCUACUAUUCUCGCUGGCACAUACUGGAACACUGGUGAAAUGGAAGCACAUUCCUCCUGAAUUGAGCCAGUCAACCCUCAAAGCCAUACCUCAGCCCAAAAAAGACCCCGUCCACAAAGCCAAAGACAGUCAGGGAGCAACAAACAUUGUUGGAGAGGAGACUGGGGACAGUGAAGUGGACAGUGAGUUAGACUCGCCACGCACACAGAUGACCAAUGACUCAGACAGCAGCGAGCCGGUUGUACCAACAACACUGACCCAGUGCAUCGUCUCUCAGCCACUGGACACACUGGUCAAGGCCUUAGUUCACCUCAGGAGAGCUAUGGUGCUGGCUCAUCGUGGACAUCUCUGGACAUCUCUGCAGUGGGUGUGCAGGAUUUUGUGGGAUGAGUUCAGCACCAUGGUGUUGCUGGUGGAACGUGAUGCCCCAAGCAAACUGACUCUGGAUCAGUUUUGCACAGUAUUCACACCCCUGCUAGUGUUGGCCUCAGACCUGCUCAUGGACAUGAUGCAGAGGCUACAGCAGUGGAAGGUGUACGAUGGGGAAGGUGAACAGCUGGAGGCCAGGCCACUGAAUGAUGGGGCAUUGUUGGACCUACGCUGGCUGAGGAACCUGGUGCUGCACACCCUGGAACUCCUUUACCACCAGGCCAAGUGGGAAACUCUUGCCAACCUUGCUUUGGUCUACAACUCCUAUACUCGGGAGCACUACACUCAUAUGAUAACCCCUGUAUUGGUACAUGCUCAGAGGAGACUACUGGAAAGAAUUACCUAUUAUGGAGGACCUCCAGUUCCUCAACCUCACUUCAUUCACACAGAAACAGCUACUGGAGAGAAGAUUUCCUGUAGAAACUAUGCAGGCAAACAACUGUUCUUAAAUUCGACCUCUAGUGCAGAAGGUCAGCAUAAAGGCACAGAAAGCACUGGAGUCUCAGAGCCUCUGGAACUGGCAGAGGUGAGAAGAGCCAUGUGUGUGGUGUGUGUGCCGCUGGACAUUGAAGACACACUGUGCUGUUUCAGAGAGACUCUGGCCAAAAGCUGUUACACGCUACUCACAUUUCAGCACAGUCGUACACUGCUUAAGCUUCUGCUGGCUGGCACACAGGAUUCAUUGGAGGUGUCGUUCUGUAAGGAGUUACGCAGGGGCAGAGUGGAGUUCAACAUAGCAGCCACCACUGCACCUUCCAUUGGCCCUCCAGACCUGACCAAUGAAGACUACAGCACUGUGGGUUCUGUGUACAGCUCCCCGCUGCCUCUCUCCCACAUCCAGACUGUAAUCUCUUCGUACAACAGCUCCAUCAAAUACCUUCAGGCAAAUAAAUAUACCUCACUGCAGGUUCAAGCCCUGCAUGACCUUGGGAAUCUGCAUUUCUGCAAUGGGAAUCGAAAGGCUGCUCACUCACACUGGAGCAAGGCUCUGGACUGUGCCCUGCAGACUACCGGGGUGCUGGAAUCAUGGGAUGCAGAAUCAUGGGCCAGCAGCUCUUCUCAGCAGCCCCUGGCACAUGCUGGGAUAUGGGGCUGUCUCCAGGGAGCUUUGCUGUCAGCCAAAAUUGCUCAGUAUAUUCUAACAUCUAACAUCAGCCAGCAUACGAAAUGCUGUCUUCUUUCUGCCAAACUGUUCAAGUGCCUGCUAAAGGCAUCCCUGCCACAUCCUGAUAAUGAUCUGGAGUACUCUUCUUACUCGAUAAAGAUGGAACUUAUCCCUGGAGCAGAUCUGUUCUCUGAGCCAGAAUGGGACAUUGCUGCCAGUGCUGUGGCCAGCUUGGGUUUCUUAUGCCGCUCACUCUAUGCCUCAGGGCAUCAGCUAAUGAUUCUUCCUUUGCUGGCUCUUUACCAAUAUAUAGCCACCAACGUUUGUCAAGACCCGCACCUCACUGUAGGCUGCAGAAUACUAAAGGUGAAGGUGUUGACGGAGCUGGGCCUGUUUGCAGAGGCAGUAACAGAGACAUACAGUCUCAUUUUAGGAGAGGAAGUCCCUUUGUUUCACAGGAGCUACACUGGAGCAGAGAAGGCUUGGGCACAGAAGAAAUUUACUAAUUAUAAACCCGUCAUGGAUCCUUCAAAUCUCGAGGCUCUGGAGGAGGUGGUGAACAGGAGGCCCAGUGGAGAAAUCAUGGCACUGUAUGGCAAUAGUCUGACCUGUCAUCUUCUUCUGGCCAGAAUUCAACUAAUCGUGGUCAUAUGUAACACUAUUUAUGACCUACCUGAGCCACUUUCACCAGAGGUAUUAGAGUCUCAGGUGGGAUGCUGUGUGGCUAGUUCUUCUGGCCUGCCCGGCAAGGAGUCUCCCUGCAGAAGCCCCACCACGAACAGCAAGGAGGCCCAAGGCCUGCAGCUGGAUCCCCAGAAAGACAAGCUUACUCUGGGCCAAGUCAAGGCUCUGAUGCUGAGAGAGGCCUCUAGCCAGUUAAACUCUCAGCUGUUUGCCCUUCAGAACAUCCAUACAGGCCCUGAGGAACUGGAGCUGGCUGUGGAGACUAGACUUUUGCUGUCCAGCCUCAGUCUGCAGCAGGGCAAAACUGCCCACAGUGCCAAUCUGACUGCAUCUGCUCUGAGACUGCUGCAGAAUUCUCCUCUGUUUCAAGACGAGAAUCCCCCUCAUUUGCACCCCAGAACUCCAUCCUCUGCACUUAGACAAUCCAGUGCCAAAGCCAAUCUUCAGCAGAGAGCACUGCAGGAGUCUGAUGGUGCUCCUUGCCCCCAGCUGUUGGACAUGGUGGCUGGAGUGGAGGCCACAGAGCGCAUGGGCCGCUCCCUAUGGCUGCGGUGCAGACUGACUGUGGUCCAGAGCCUCACAGCUCAUGUCCCUGGGACCGCUAUAUACCCAGGUGUGGACAGCAGUGUGGAGGCAGCCAGGCUGCUGAAAGAAGGUCUUGUUGAGGCCGAGGCCUGGGGAGACCCAGACACCCAGGCUUUGCUGCUUCUGCAGGAAGCUAAGAUGAACACCCAUUGCGGAAGACCUCCAGAAGAAAGCACCUCCAUUCUGCAGGAGGCAGUAAGUCUUCUCUCUGGCCGCAGUGCUCUGUCUCUGCGGUCUGGUCUGGCCCUUGCUAAGGCCACAUUGCUUUUGAGUGACCUCAGAGGCUCAGGCAGCCAGCCACUCUGCUUGCUCACUCAGAAACUACUACAGCAGCAGCUGUGUACUCUGGGGGAGCAUGUAGUGCUGAAAGCAGGAGGAGGGCUAGAACUCUGUUCUACUAAAGGUUUGAAGAAUAUCUACCACCCACAGCUCCCUCUGCUGGCCAGAACAACCAUGCACUUGGGUCACUAUUUGGCAGCGCAGGCUAUGAUGAGGUCUUCCGAGGAGGAUGAAGACCCCUCAAAGCCCUGGCUCGCAGCUCAGGAAGUGCUGCAGUCUGCACUCAUCAUUUCCCAGGCCUCUGCCUGCAGGGACCACCAGCUGGAGGCUGAUAUCCUAUGUUGCAAAGGAAUGGUGGAAAGAAACCUGAUGUCACUGAGUGCAUUCCAGCACCAGGCAGUGGUAGAGACCUUCCUGGAGAGCAUCACUAUCACCCUUUCUCACAACCACAAUCUGCAGUUAAUUCACAGGUGUUACAUGGAGAUGGCUCUAAUAUAUCUGCAACAAUGGCAGAAGGAUGCUGCUCUUGCCAAACCUGCUCCCCCUCCAGCACCUACUAAAUCAGACAACAAGCCCCAAGCUGGAAAACGUGCCAUGUCUACCCUUAAUAAAAACUUGACUGUGAGUGAGAGUCACAUACUUCUCUUUUGGGUUUGUUUGAGAGCUGCCACAAAGAUAAUGGAGGCUAUUACCAGUUGUAGCCAAUUGUGUGGCUUCACUGGUUCCAUAGGAGACCAGCUUCCUCUUACAUCACUCGAAGCUCUCCCUGAGUUUGCUGCCAAUGAUCUACUUCAUCCUUGUGGGGGUAUGGAGGAUCCCCUCCGAUGUCGGCCCGAUUCAGGUCCAGACAUGGAUAGUGAACUGAGCAGCAGAAAGGAUCUCACCUGGGUGCAUUUGUCACGCUACUACACACACCUGCUCAACCUGAGACACAUCUCCACUCGAACAGUGGCAGAAAAGUGUGUGGAGGGGUUGAUAUCUGCAGCUGGUGACCCCAGUCUAUGUCUCAAACUUGCUCAGCUACACAAUUUCUUCAGCUGUCACCUGGAAGCUUACAGAGAACUGUGUGUUGUAGCUGACCCUCCAGCUGCCCUCAUUCUAGAGCCUCAUGUUAUGCAGUUGCCCAACACUGUGAAGAUGUCUGUUUGUCAGCCCAAGCAGCCAGUGUCAGACUUGUAUCCCUGGGCUACAGUGGACUCGCAGCAGUUAUGCAUCCAGUGGUAUCGGCCCACACUGCAACUCAGUGGACUGACACACAACACAACUGUGCUUAUUUUUGCACUGAAUAAAGCUCCGCUCUCUGCCAUGCAUCCCAACAGAGUGGCCGUCGCUGAGUUAGAGGCUGGACAGCGGCUCAUCUCUACAGACAGGCUGAAAGCUCUUCAUGAACAGCUGAUCUCAGUGUGUGUGGAUGCCAAAUUCGAUUCGACUCCAUCCGCUUCACCUGCUCCCAGCUCGACUCCCUCCAUCAGCUCCAAGCAAGAGAGUCAGCGCAGCAGCAAAAGCUCUAAUAAACUUGACACAUCCAGCUAUCAGCAACAGAUGCUGCUGGAGAAGACCAAGCUUAUUUGUACGGAGAUAAGAAAUCUGCUGAGGCCGGAUUUAAAAUCAGAUUCUGUCACAGAGGUACCCUUUGUGCCCAGUGUAAAGACAGUGUGUGACUUGGAGCGAUGCUUUAACCCUGCAACAGGAGCCACUCUGGUGGACAAAGCUCUGAGUGACUGGCUCUUCUCCCUUCUCACAUAACACAACAGCCAAAACACACCAAAUAGCCAGCACAGUUUGGUAAUUUAACAGUUCAAUCACACCUCAUUCAAGUCAUUUGUUAAUUGCCAGGUUUAGUAUGCAUUUAGGAUGUGUUUAAGCACCAAAUUAUGCUGGACACAGACCCUUCAGGACUGGAAUUGGCUACCCCUGCUACAAGCCAUAAAAAAUAAAAUCCUGCUUCUAGUUCCAAAUAAAGAGAAAAACAUU
Messenger RNA from Pygocentrus nattereri (red-bellied piranha), 9552 nucleotides. RefSeq names its product cilia and flagella associated protein 54 (gene cfap54). The coding region runs from base 148 to 9324 and encodes 3058 amino acids. The transcript has 69 exons. The record is from RefSeq and is a predicted model, not a curated record. Gene Ontology annotation, biological process: cilium assembly. Lineage: Eukaryota; Metazoa; Chordata; Actinopteri; Characiformes; Serrasalmidae.